Molecule: messenger RNA, 964 nt
Organism: Maniola jurtina (meadow brown)
Lineage: Eukaryota; Metazoa; Arthropoda; Insecta; Lepidoptera; Nymphalidae
Product: proteasome assembly chaperone 2
Exons: 1
Coding region: 101-844 (247 amino acids)
Biological process (GO): proteasome assembly
Cellular component (GO): cytosol; nucleus
Source: RefSeq, a predicted model, not a curated record
GACAUAAUAUCAUUUUUCUGAAUGUGUUUUGAAUUGUGUUUUGACUUUUGUUUUGAAUUCUGUGCAAAAUCCAAACUUUUACUUAUUAACUAUAUUAAAAAUGAAUGAAACAAAUAUGUGGAAGUUUAUUGACGACAUUAGUUUUGAGGAAUACACGUUGAUUGUUCCGAGCGUGGCCGUAGGUAAUGUUGGGCAGCUCUCUUGCGACUUGUUAAUUUCAUCAUUGAAAAUGGUAAAAAUUGCAUCAAUAUACAGCCCUGCCGUGAUUCCGGUGAUUGGUUACGAUCCCUACGACCUCGAGUCCAGCAGUCUUUCUACGGCUUGCGAAGUUUACAGGUCAGAUUCUCGAAAAAUAUUGGUUCUACAGUUAAGAGCACCAUUGGUCCAUAAAUAUGCAGAUAGUUUCCUGAAAAACGUUGUUAGCACAUUUAAAGAAAAGCAGAUUAAGGAUAUAUUAAUUUUGACCAGUAGUUUUGCUCACGAGAAGAAACAUAUUUUAAGCUCACCUUUUAGAUUUGUUGCAAGUGAAGGCAACCCUCAUGCUGAGAAUAUAAUAAAGGCAAACCUUGUAGAACACGAAGAAAACACUGGUGAAUUGAAGAUAUUUGGAGGAGGUUUUGCAAGUCUUCUUUAUAAAAUAUGUCUAGAUAAUGGGCUACCAUGCUUAAUAUUGUACAAAUAUUGUUCAGAAGGAGACAAUAUACCCAAUGCAUAUGACAUGGUUAAUAAUUUGACAAAACUAAUUCCUCUAUUCUCAGACAACAAGGACUUGUUUUCACAGUUGAAACAGCCUGUUUCAUGGACUUUGCUAUUUGGCCGACCACCACCUCAAGAUAUUUAUUAACAUGUUAUUGUAUUUUUUUUUAAUAUAUUAAAAAAAUACUUGUUGCCACUCUUACAUACUUACAGUAAUUUUUGAAAUAAGUGGUAACAGGUAAUCAAAAAUUACAGUAUAUUAAUUCCA